UUCCGGUUACGAAAACCUAGCUCGCACAUGCGCUAGACAAGGCAGUCGCGGAGUUUAUUCUCCAAACAUGUGCAAUAAAUAAAUGUUACUAUUUAAAUGUCAGACCGUGACUGAAUAUUAGCCGAGGCUAAUGAUGAAACUAGCUCGAAAUAUCCCCCACGACUCGACGUUUUUUUUUUCUUUAGCUUGAAGAAAGCUAACUUAGCCGAGUAAAAGCAGUCGUUAGCCGGUGGUUGUUGAUAUUUUCAGGAGGCUGUGUGAAUAUGGAGAUAGAGAGUCGGGAGUUUUUGAACACUCCACCUGCGAAGAUUGUCAGGUUUGGGGGCAGCGUUGAGGAGACACUUGAGAAAUAUAGGCAGGGAGACUCGAGUGGUUACGAGCUGCUGCAACAUCAGCUGGCUGAUCCUGAGAUAAAGGAUGCUCAGAUCAUCAGCUGGCUGCAGGAGUUUCGGGCUUGUGUGAGCCAGCUCACCAAGGACCACGAACGACUUAUUUAUACCAUCUUGCGGCUUCCGUGGGUGGGUCGGAGCCAGGCCGUGGUGGAGGAGUACAUGGCCUUCCUCAGUAACCUGGUGUCGGCUCAGACGGUCUACCUGUGCGCCUGCCUCAAGAUGGUGGUGUCCCACUUUACUCCCAAGAGAGUGACCAUCUGUGAAGGAGGAGUGGACAUCUCUGAUUCAGAUGAUGAAGAUGAGAAUCUUCCCAGAAACUUCAAUCAGUGUCACCAGGCGCUACAGCUCAUCACCAGAUAUGUCCCAUCCACGAGUCGCUUCCUGAUGCCGAUUCUGCAGGACAACUUCCCGUUCGUACAGAAAUCCUCCAGAACACUGGAGUGUUACGUCCACAACCUCCUGAGGGUGACGGUGUACAUACCAUCAAUUAGACGAGACGUGCUGGAGGUGAUCAUCGGGAAGGUGCUCAAACUGGACGUGAGUGCGUCCCGAGCGGACAUCGAGGAGGCAGAAGAAAAUGCAGUCGAGAACCAGAGGACAGAGGAACACACUGAAGAGGGACUCUUUGACAUGGACGAGGACAUGUCAGCAGAUAAGCCUGCCGGGAAGACGUCGAUGGCUCAUCCGGUGGCCGAGAGGCUGGACAGCCUCAUGGCCGUGCUGCUGGCGUACAUCAAGGACGUCUGUCACGACAACGGCUCUCUUCACGUGGAAAGGACCAAGGAGCUGUACAAAGAUUUGCUGAGUGUGUUUGACAAGCUCAUUCUGCCCACUUACGCAUCCUGUCACGUCCAGUACACGCUCUUCUACAUCUGCAGCUUCAGACUGGCCCUAGCCGAGGCCUUCCUUGAUCACCUGUGGAAGAUCCUGCAGAACCCCUCUCAGCCUCCCGUCAUCCGCCAGGCUGCCGCUGUGUACCUGGGAAGCUUCCUGGCCCGGGCCAAGUUCGUCCCCGUGGUGACCGUGCGGGCCUGUUUGGAUUUGCUGAUCUCCUGGAUCCACGGCUACAUCGACAGCCAGGACAGCAGCGGCAAACAGGUGUGCUGCGACACCAGCCUGCACGGGCCCUUCUACACGGCCUGCCAGUCCGUCUUCUACACGCUCAUCUUCAGACACAGGGCCAUGCUGGAGGCCAACAUGAAGAAAGGACUCGAGUACCUGCAGAGUUUGAACCUGGAGCGGGUGGUGAUGUGUCAGCUGAACCCUCUGAAAGUCUGCCUGCCCUCAGUCACCAGCAUGUUUGCUGCCAUCACCAGGAAGUAUCAAGUGGUGUUCUGCUACACCAUCAUCGAGAGGAACAACCGCCUGGCGCUGCCGGUGGUGCGCAGCUCCGGAGGUGGAGACUGCAUCAGCACCAACACAAACCCACUGGACAGCUUCUUCCCCUUCGACCCCUACGUCCUCAAGAGGUCAGGUCAGCUGAUUGAGCCUCUGUACCAGGUCUGGGAGGAACUUGCAGACACAGAGUUGCCUCCCACAAAAACAGCCCAACAGAGCUCGAGGGAGGACGAGGACGACUUCCUGAGGGGGGAGACGCCGCAGAACGACGGCAUCGUGGGAAUGACGCCCAGCUCUUACGAGUCGAACCUCCUCAACCCGAGCAGCGUGGGUUCGCCCCCCUGCAUCCUCCAGAGGCCGUUCUAGUCCCUCAGACCGGUGGACUGUCCUCGUUGAACCCUCGUAUUUAGAGUGGGACCUUUUUUCUUUACUCCGCAGUAAGCUGAACGGACAUGCACCUGCACAGUUUAGGAUUCAACACACACAAAUCAGCCCUGAGAUAUGUGCUCAAACACGAACACUCACCUGUUUUUUUUUUUUUUUUAAUGUAUCUGUGUACAUAUAUAUAUAUAUAAAGACAACAGUGAAAUGUGGAGCCCUGAAUGAUCGAUGGUCUAAAGAGGUUCGUCUAGUUUUAACAGCUUUACGUGAACUGCUGUAGACAGGUCUUUGCUUUCGUUUCUUUUUCUGUAUGGAAGAACAUUUAACUAAUUAAACUAAAGGAUUAGAUGAUA
This is a messenger RNA of Mugil cephalus (flathead mullet), 2464 nucleotides long. RefSeq names its product RRN3 homolog, RNA polymerase I transcription factor (gene rrn3). The record is from RefSeq and is a predicted model, not a curated record. Gene Ontology annotation, molecular function: RNA polymerase I core binding; RNA polymerase I general transcription initiation factor activity. Gene Ontology annotation, biological process: transcription initiation at RNA polymerase I promoter. Gene Ontology annotation, cellular component: nucleus. The transcript is spliced from 17 exons. NCBI's taxonomy places the organism in Eukaryota, Metazoa, Chordata, Actinopteri, Mugiliformes, Mugilidae. Bases 264 to 2096 code for a protein of 610 amino acids.